Gordionus sp. m RMFG-2023 is the source of this 4511-nucleotide messenger RNA. RefSeq lists its product as uncharacterized. The coding region runs from base 170 to 3793 and encodes 1207 amino acids. The record is from RefSeq and is a predicted model, not a curated record. The transcript has 19 exons. Gene Ontology annotation, biological process: nuclear-transcribed mRNA poly(A) tail shortening. Gene Ontology annotation, molecular function: protein binding; poly(A)-specific ribonuclease activity. NCBI's taxonomy places the organism in Eukaryota, Metazoa, Nematomorpha, Gordioida, Chordodea, Parachordodidae. Gene Ontology annotation, cellular component: nucleus; cytoplasm; CCR4-NOT complex.
CCUAUUUUAGCGGACCCAAAUCAUUUCUUGUUAUAUGCAAUGAUAUUUUUGUCCUAUUAUGGAUAUCACGAGGAAAUCUAUAAUUCUUAUAUGAUUCUUAUUAUUUAAAAGUUAUACGAAUGUUAAAUGAGUUAAAAAGUUGUAUACAAAUGUCAAUAAAAAAUAUAUAAUGGCAAGAGAAAAAUAUGAACCUCCAAAUCCACGACGGAAUUAUACUAUACUUCCUAACACCAGCGCAAAUACAAAUUUAUUGCAGUCACAAAGCAGUUAUUCAAAUGCCUAUAAUAAGAAGGAUUAUUCGCUGGAAAACGAUUACAAUAGUUCCAACAUUAUAAAUAACAACCCUAAUAAUUUGGCGCCAAAUUACGGAUGGUCCGAGUUGGAGAUAACGGGGGCGGUAAAAAACAUAAGUCCCAACUUGUUUUCCUUAACCCAUUUAACCGUACUCUACUUAAACGAUAACAACUUAGCUAACGUGCCGCCUCAAAUAAAUGAACUAAGGCAUUUAACCUACCUAGAUUUAUCCUCCAACAAACUUAGGUGUUUACCACCUGAAAUGGGAGAUUUGAUAACUCUACGAGAACUGCACUUGAAUCACAAUUAUGUGAGAACGCUUCCCCUAGAGUUAGGGCGACUCUUUCAAUUGCUAGUGCUUGGACUCAAAGGUAAUCCUCUAGCUCCAGAAAUUUUAAGGAUAUACAGCGAAACCAAUGGAACCCAAAAGCUUUUAACCCAUCUCCUCGACAAUUUAAUGACUCUAGCUUGUUGCCCGACCUCGAACUCUUCGUCAUCUACUCUUAUCAGGGAAGACUCACCCAACAACAAAAUUAAAACUGGCAAAAAUAACGCUAAUAAAUCAAUCUUCCGUGACAAAAAAAUGGAUAAUGAGCUACGUCAAUCGGACAUCAUGGAUUUCGAUUUUCGGCGUGCCACUUCAGGUCUUCCUUCUCAAGCCUCCGGAAUCAUUCCUUCCUUACUCGAAGAUCCUAUUCCGCUCAGACGAUUUAUUCAACUUGUCGAACCGAAUUAUAGAAAGCAGAUGACUAAUUCUAAUCGUGAUAAAGACCGAGCCAGUGGUAAAAGAAAUAAAGGAAGAUACGAGGAGGGUGGCUUUACUUUCGCUAAACCAGACUUUUUUGUGGUAGCAAACGAUUCAUCUUCUGAAGGUGAUAACUAUUACGAAGAAAAGGAGAGUGAAAAUCGUCCGCCAAAAACUGGAUCCAAGACUAUCCUCAAGGAAAAUACAACUUCGAGACCUCGUGAUAUAAAAAAAUUGAAUGUCGGUGAAAAUAAGCUUGCUAAAUCUUCUGCUGAUUCCCAGACGACAUCAUAUGAAUCUGCAGCGCAAGAAGGCUCGUCCUGUAUAUCAUUCAGUGAAGAUAGUUAUUGUUCGUCCUCUAUAUCGGAUAUCAACGAUUCUGACGAUAAGAAUAAAAUAAUCACAUGUGCUGAAGUAGAUGUUCUAAAGCUGCCAGUAAAAUCAAAAAUCCCUGGCUCACCCAAUCAGCGUAAAGAUAACAUUCUUAUGAAAGUAGAUGAAUCUAAAAAAUCUAUUAAAAAAACAACAGCUGAUGAUUCCAUUACAUCGGCAGAAGAAAAAACACUCACAUUUACUAAAACAAAUGAUAAAAAUGAUGUAAAUAGAGAUCAAAAAAUUUCGAAAUUUGAAGAAAAUAUGAAUGAUAAAUCUUCCGUCGAUAACGAAACUUCAAUAUCUACUAAAAUCGACGACGACAACAAAAUCACCAAAUCAGAUGAAAAGUGCCUUGUUAAAACUAAUGAAAAAUCGCCAAAAUUUUUAAAAACAGAUUAUAAUAUAACCGCCGAUGACAAAAUCCAAAAAUUGGAAAUCGAAAUGACAGAAAAUUUCAACGUACAUGAUAAAAUAGAAAACGUAAAAAUCUCUAAAUCCUUGGAAGCAAUUUGUAUAAACGAUUUGCCCACUAAAUCUUUUAAAAUACACAAAGAACCUAAUAACACGUUCACCCUUAUGUGCUAUAACAUUUUAUGCGACAAGUAUGCCACCCGUCAAUUAUACGCUUACUGCCCGACAUGGGCCUUGGCCUGGGCCUACCGAAAACACAGGAUUCUAUCCCAGCUUGCCGAAUCAAAAGCGGAUAUCCUUUGCCUGCAAGAGGUAGAAACAGAGCAGUUCUCAGAUUUUCUUCUUCCGGAAUUGGAAUUUCUCGGUUACGAUGGAAUUUUUGCCCCAAAAUCUCGCGCCAAAACUAUGCGGCAUGAAGAGCGUAAGUUCGUGGACGGGUGCGCCAUUUUCUACAAGCGAUCGCGCUUCAGACUGCUCAAGAGUCACGUGGUUGAGUUCAAUCAGGUGGCCAUUGCUAAGGCUGAAGGUAGUCAGAACAUGCUGAACCGUGUUAUGACUAAAGAUAAUAUAGGACUCACCGCUCUCUUUGAAACUGUCCCGGAGGAAAGUGAAAAGCCAAGAAGAAACAAAAGCAAAAAAAAUAAUGAACCCAAGGCUGAAGAGAAAGAAACAAAUGCUAAAACAGAAGAGGUAGAUGAUUCCUCUUUACACAUUUCCGAUUCAAAAACACUGGGUCUUCACAAUAUUACUGCCACGAGGAACAGGAGCAAAAGACGAAAGGUCAAGAGGAAAAACUUUCUGGUUGUUAGCACUGCCCACAUACACUGGGAUCCUGAAUACAGUGACGUGAAAAUAAUUCAGGCUAUGAUGAUAGUCCACGAACUCAAGGCCUUCAUGCGCCAAUGCUAUGAUCAAUACGUGCUGGGCGGUAGCACCGGCAAAGAUCUCUCCCGGAGUCUGUCUCUCAAAGAACCAGCCCAUCAUUCCUCGCUCAUCACCAGCUCCAAAAAUAAUAGCAAGGCAAUUAUGAUGGUAAAAAAGAAGAGAACAUGCUCAGAAAAUAAUCAUAAUUCACCUACUCCCCCUUAUCAAAAGCCUUGUGGGAGCAAAGGAGAUAAGCACGUCUCUCAACUAACAACGGCUUUAUCGGACACUGCUGCUGAUAUCGAGGUAGACCAAGAAAGUCGGGAGAAUGAUGAAGAAGGAAGAAGAAACACUACGAUAUUUGAUCAUUAUAGGCGUUUCUACGAACGUCGUGUGCGGAAGAGAAAACAACGAAGGAGUAAUUUACUAUCUUCAUCCCCUUCCCUACUUUCCAGAACCCACCAAGAGACGACUCGGUUUAAUAACAAGUUCUCUAAAGAUUGGCCUUUAGUGGAUCUACUCCCUCUAGUGCUUUGCGGGGAUCUCAAUUCCCUUCCUGAUUCUGGCGUUUUGGAAUUUUUACUAACUGGCCGUCUGGAUGCUGACCACCGAGAAUUCAAAGAUCUAGGUUACCGGGCAUGCCUAGCCAAACUCACUAACGCUGAGGACGAAAAUUCGAACGUGAAUAACAAUUCUACUCUAGAGGCAGAUGCAUCUAUCGACAUAAAAACAGAUGAUACCAAUAAUUUCGAAAGGGGUGGCUCUCGAUUCAAAGGAGAUGAUAAGACAGAUAAAGUGUUGGAUGAUGAUAUCAAUUACGUUGCAAACGCAGCGGUCGGCAAAAGUUGUCAAUAUUCUCACUCUUUCAAGCUGGCCAGUGCUUACACCCCGUCCAUUAUGCCUUACACCAAUUUUACCUACGAUUUUUGCGGCGUGCUCGAUUACGUGCUCCACUCUCGCAAUUUUUUAACUCCGCUGGCUGUCUUGGGACCUCUAGACCAGGGCUGGAUCAACAGGAAUAAAAUCGUUGGAGCCCCUCACCCUUUUAUACCUUCUGACCACUUUCCCAUAGUUGUUAAAUAUGAUUUCAAGCCUCUUGGAUAAUAUAGAUUUUGAAUAUUACAUUAUAUUGUUUUUAUGAAUUAUUUCCCUUUGUAUAUUUUUUUGAUUUUAUAUGUUGAUUUAUUCACAAAUUUUAUUUUAUAAACUUCCAGAUGUUUCUUUUAUAAAAUCGGAAAUUCGAUUGGUUACUCCUAUUUUCCAAUGUUAAAUUACAUUGUUUGAAAUUGAUAUCCUCCUAUAACAAUAAUUUUUUGGGUCGUUUCUCUCUUUAAAUUUUAUAUGCACAUAAUUAUUCCGCUUUGGGACAUUUUAGAAGACUUUUGGCUCAUUCUCUCCUAGAAUAAUAUUGCAUUUUACAAGUUUUAAAAUAAAAAUUAGUGCCAAAUUUUGCUUGCUAUUUGAUUUUAAUUGUGCAAGAAAUUAUAUUUUCUAAGUUAAUUAAGUCAUUUAAGAUAUUCUAUCAGUUAUUAAUAUAUCUCUGCAUAAACACCUGGAUCAACUUUUACACAAUCGGUGAGGAUUUGAUAAAAACCAUACUAAUUUAAUUUUAAUCUUGAAUAUAAGGAUCGAAAUAUUUUUUUACUUUGUUUCUUUUAAAGGCUAAAACUUUCUAUUGUAGUAUAUAGAUAUUUCUUCCUUUUUUUAAAUAUUGUUUUUUAUUUCGUAUUUUAAAUAUUAUUAUAUAUUUAUUUCAUUAGUUAUCAUUAUAGUUGUAAAAAACAAAGUAUAUUUCGAUUAUGACCAUAUAUAAAUGAAGAAA